Messenger RNA from Entamoeba dispar SAW760, 1116 nucleotides. Its product is annotated as origin of replication binding protein, putative. Gene Ontology annotation, biological process: mitotic DNA replication checkpoint signaling; DNA replication initiation. Bases 1 to 1116 code for a protein of 371 amino acids. The transcript has a single exon. Lineage: Eukaryota; Evosea; Mastigamoebida; Endamoebidae. Gene Ontology annotation, cellular component: nuclear origin of replication recognition complex. The record is from RefSeq and is a predicted model, not a curated record. Gene Ontology annotation, molecular function: ATP hydrolysis activity; DNA replication origin binding.
AUGAAUGAAGUAGUAUCAUUAGGACUUGCUAGAAUUAAAAAAAGUGCAGUUGAAUUAAUUGACGAAGAAAUUGUUGGAAGAGAAGAACAAAAAAGAGGAAUCGAAAGUAAUAUUGAAGUGUUUAUUCAAAAUCCAUGCACUAGAAUACUUUUUAUUAAUGGUACACCAGGAACAGGAAAAACAAUGAUGGUUCAAUAUUUACUUAAAAAACACCAAAAUGAAAUUAUAACAUUUUUUUUUAAUGCGAUUAAAGAAAAGAGUAUUAAUAAUAUAUGUCGUAAAGUUGGAGGAUUAAAGAAAAGUAGUUCAGAAGAAAAAGUUAUGGAAAGAUUAUUAAAAAAAUUAGAUAAAAUAAAAAAUGGGAUUAUUGUAAUUGAUGAAUAUGAUGUCUUAAUGAAUGAUGAAGGACCAUUAUAUAGAUUUUUUGAUUGGAUUUUUAAUAAAUCACCGCUAAUGAUGUUAAUAUUAAUUUCAAAUAAUAGUCAAUAUUCUCAAAUUCUUCAUUCUAGAGUAGCAUCAAGAAAUGUUACAUUUAAUUAUAAUUUUUAUCAAUAUACAACAGAAGAAAUUAAAAGUAUUUUAAUAAAAAGAAUUGGUGAAGAAGUAAUAUAUAAAAUCUUUAAUAAAAAAGAUUUUGAUUAUUUUAUUAAUGAAAGAAUUGAAAUGUCAUUACAAAAUGGUGAUGUUAGAAAAGCACUUGGAAUGAUGUUUAAUAUUUUACUUAAUACAAAAGAACGAAUUGAAAAGGGAGAAGAUAUUAAAUUAAGUCAUCAAAAAGUAAAAGAAUUAAUUAGUUCAAAUUCAUCAUAUCCAACAUUAAAUACAUGUAGUCAAAUGGAAUUAAUUGUAUUAUAUUGUAUAAUGAAAUGUAAAGAAGAAGAAUAUGGGUAUGAAAGUAUUAUGAAAUAUCUUGAUGGAAUUAGAUAUAAAAAAAGAGAUUUAAUAAAUUGGAAUGAAUUUAUUGUUAGAUCAUGUAUUUCUAGACUUGAAAAAAAAGAAUUAAUUUCUAUUAGUGUUAAUGAAGGAAAAACAAAUAUUAAAUGUAAUGAAAUUGAUAAAGAUAUGGUUUUAACAAUGAUGAAUUCCAUGAAUAAUAUAACAUCAUUAUUCACAUAA